This is a messenger RNA of Brachypodium distachyon (stiff brome), 3351 nucleotides long. RefSeq names its product type I inositol polyphosphate 5-phosphatase 4. NCBI's taxonomy places the organism in Eukaryota, Viridiplantae, Streptophyta, Magnoliopsida, Poales, Poaceae. Gene Ontology annotation, biological process: phosphatidylinositol dephosphorylation. The record is from RefSeq and is a predicted model, not a curated record. The transcript has 13 exons. Gene Ontology annotation, molecular function: phosphatidylinositol-4,5-bisphosphate 5-phosphatase activity; inositol-polyphosphate 5-phosphatase activity; phosphatidylinositol-3,4,5-trisphosphate 5-phosphatase activity. Bases 726 to 2525 code for a protein of 599 amino acids.
CACCAAGUUGGAGAUUGGGGCAGGUCUCUCUCUCUACAUCUUCUCUGCCAUGGAAUUCCUCACAUGCUUAAAUACUGGCAUUCUCAGACCUCAGUACCCUUUUCCCCGAAGGGUAUUGCUUGUAUGCAUGGUGUGCCCUUGUAUUCCCCCCUCGGCCCUCCUUCGUUUUGCGAGAGCAGCGAGCGAGAAAAGCGGAGACACUGACCAUCCUAAGAUUCCUGUGCAAGCACUUUAUUCUCUUCCACCCACACACGUAUUUAUUCGAAGCUUACUCUUGCCCGCACACAACGACUGAUGUGUUUUCAAGCCCUCCAUCUUUUAACUUGCUCUCUUCUUGAAUCACUCGCACACGGGCUGCGAUUAGCAGUAGGAGUAGUAGCAUCGCAUUGGUUCUUCUUCUCGCUUUGCUUCCGAAGCCAGUAAGCUGCAGCAUUAGUGUUUACCAGCCUCUGUCCUCCAAAACAGAAUCCAGAUUUUGUUCUCAUCCUCAUCAAUCCCCCGCCCCCCGAGUCCUCUCUCUCUCUCCGCACUCUUCUUUCCAUCAAAUCACAAUCUUUGUCUAGAGAGUACUGCUAGGAAAACCGAACAGUGUCCGCGUUGUCUCCAUCCCCUUCUUCCUUCCUUCCUUCCUUGGCCCCAAUCGACCGGCCGGCCAUUUCCGCAGCAACCAGCAGCAGCUUCCUCGGCUGCAUGAGUGUCGUUCCCCUGAAGAAAGGAAGGGAACAAUGAGAGAUGGCUGCAAUUCCACCAAGAAGAGCAAGCUGUCGUGGUCCAAGAGCUUGGUGAGGAAGUGGUUCAACAUCAGGAGCAAGGCCCAUGACUUCCACGCCGACGACGCGUCUGCGCUCGGCAGGAGAGCAGGAGGAGGAGGCGACGAGGAUGAGUGGACCAGGGGCAGCAGCUUCACCAGGAGAGAGCCUGGCACCGCCAAGAAGAGCAAGACGGAGAGGUCGUCGAGGAGGAGCCGCGAGCACCCAAGGCGGGGCAAGAUCGACCUCGACGCCGCGGAGGCGACCGUGACGCUGGACUACAGGAUCUUUGUUGCUACGUGGAAUGUAGGCGGCCGAUCCCCUCCCAACGGCAUGAGCCUCGAGGACUGGCUCCACGCCGCGCCGCCCGCCGACAUCUACGUCCUCGGGUUUCAGGAGAUAGUGCCGCUGAACGCCGGGAACGUGCUGGGGACGGAGGACAACGGGCCGGCGAGGAGGUGGGUGUCGCUGAUCAGGAGGACGCUGAACGACCCCAGCGGCAGCGGCGGCGGCGGCGGCAGCGGGAGCUUCCGGACGCCGUCGCCUUCGCCGGCGCCGCCGGACCCGAUGGCGGAGGUGGACGACGACUUCGAGGGGGGCGGCCUAUCGCGGCGGCACAACAACAGCGCGUCCGCCGCCUUCCUCCAGCACCGCCGCUCCUUCCAGUUCCAGCCCGGGCUCAGCCGGAGCUUGAGGAUGGACGGCGAUGUCGAAACCCUCGCGGCGCAGCCCAGGCUGGAGCGCCGCUACAGCGUCUGCGACCGGGCGAUCUACGGCUCCCGACGGCCCAGCGAUUACGAGGCCAACUGCCGGUGGGGCGGCUCCUCGGACGACGAGAAUAACACCGGGGAGUCGCCGAGCACGGUGUACUCGCCCAUGUCGUACGGGUACGGGCAUGCGCCGUCUCUGGACGACAGCCAUAGAUCAGCUGGUCACACUACUAGAUACUGCCUGGUUGCAAGCAAGCAGAUGGUGGGACUGUUUCUGAUGAUUUGGGCCCGGAAGGACAUAAGGGAUGACAUUAGAAACCUCAAGGUUUCUUGUGUUGGGAGAGGAUUGAUGGGCUACCUUGGGAAUAAGGGUUCGAUUUCGAUUAGCAUGACAUUGCACCAAACAAGCUUCUGCUUCGUCUGCAGCCACCUGACAUCAGGGCAGAAGGAAGGCGACGAGAUGCGGAGGAACUCUGAUGUGCUUGAAAUCCUCAGGAAGACCAGGUUCCCAAUGGUUUAUGGCCAGUAUGAGCGUUCACCGGAAACUAUAUUAGAGCAUGAUCGAAUCAUCUGGCUCGGGGACCUAAAUUACCGAAUCGCGCUUUCCUAUCGAUUAGUGAAGGCACUAGUGGAGAUGCGCAAUUGGAAAGCAUUGCUGGAUAAAGAUCAGCUAAGGAUUGAGCAAAGAGGCGGACGGGUAUUUGUCGGCUGGAAGGAGGGGAGAAUAUACUUCCCGCCAACAUACAAAUACUCGAACAAUUCUGACAAGUAUGCUGGGGAUGACAUGAACCAGAAGGAAAAGAGGAGGACUCCUGCAUGGUGUGAUCGCAUUUUAUGGUACGGAAGGGGCCUCGGUCAACUGUCAUAUGUUCGCGGCGAAUCUCGGUUUUCAGAUCAUAGGCCGGUCUACAGCGUCUUCAGUGCAGAAGUGGAGUCGAUCAAUCACAGCCGAAUACAAAAAAUGAGUUGCUCGAGCUCGCAACUGGACAUCGGAGAACUACUGCCCUACUCUUAUGGAUAUACCGACAUCAAUCCAUAUGGAUACACCGAUCUGAAUUUCUACUGAAAGGAUUAAGAACUUCAUCAUCCUCUGAAUGUUCAGUCCUGUAAGCAGCGAUAGAAAGGGUACAUUGUUGACGGAGAUAGCACCGGACUUACUGGAAAUAAAAAGCUUAAGCUUCUGAUAAAUUGGUCAGUGCCAUUGGUAUGUCUUGAUCAAUACAGUUGAUUUGCUAAGCACAUAAGAGCUCACCGAAUUUAUCAAAAUCAGAGAUUUAUACAUUGGGUAUCUCAAGAAAUGCACCAAGUGCUUGGCUAGUUCACAGGAAUCAACUGAUUGACACAAGACAAGGACGAUGUUGUCUGAUGAGGACUCUGCACAAAGUUAUAGACUGCAGUUAGUGGGCAUGGACUCAAAUUAUUUCACUGAAUUCAAAGCUAACAAGGGGCCUGCAUGGCACACUUGAGUGGUUCGUUUCUUGAUCAAAUAGUACAACGAUCCAAUCGUAUGUCCAGGAGAUUUUGGCCACCCCUGCAAAGAUACUAGUACUGACGACAUCGGAAAGCGCGCACCAAUUUCCCCCCUUCGUAUCUAUACAUUGUUGGCAACAUAUUUUCUCCUUUCCUCCAUCCUACCCCCUCCCCUGUUUUCAGACAGUAACGACAAGUUCAUAGUAGCAGUAGUCCUUUGCACAUUUUACUUCCCUGUGUGCGAUUUCAAAGCUCCAGGAAGAAAAAGAUCGGUCAUGAGUUCCUGCAUUGCUUUGCUCAUAUCAUUUCCAUGGAUGGAAAAGGGGUGUGUGUGACUGUGUGUGUAGGCCAUCAUCAUUGUUCAUGCUCUGUUCCAUGAGCGUUGUCUGAAUCAACUGAGAUGACGAAAAGGCUAGCUGUCA